Molecule: messenger RNA, 2387 nt
Organism: Monopterus albus (swamp eel)
Lineage: Eukaryota; Metazoa; Chordata; Actinopteri; Synbranchiformes; Synbranchidae
Gene: sertad3
Product: SERTA domain containing 3
Exons: 2
Coding region: 364-1437 (357 amino acids)
Cellular component (GO): nucleus
Molecular function (GO): transcription regulator activity
Source: RefSeq, a predicted model, not a curated record
GUGGCAUGUUAAUAGUUUAAUGUUUAUUUAACGCUGAUUUUGUGAUGUGAAAUUACUCUGUUGGAAUGUAACGUGUAUAGACUGCAUUACCCAUAAUGCCUCUGGCUAGACUAGCCCCCAACUGUAAACUUUGCCGUGAAACUCAAAUCACAGGCGGGAGCGGGCUGAGUUAGACGGUUAGUGACGUGAAGCUCCAGCGUUUUGAGUUUUAGUCGGAAUUAAUUGUUUUAAAAUCCUUUUUUAAACAGCAGACCUUUUUCUGCGUCACUUAAGCAAGACGUAAAUCAGUUUUGCGGUCGAAAAGAAGGCAGAAUAACGAAACAACGGUAUCGCAGAGACGGGAAGUGAUUCAACAGUUUAAAGAUGAUCAUGAAGGGGCAGAAGCGUAAACUCUCACCAGAGGACAUGGAGGUUUCAGACAGGAGCAGCCCCACCUGGGAGACCCAGCGGCAGUUUGUGUUCUCAGUUUCCUUGAGCAAGUACCAGCGUGGCCAGGAGCUACCUGAACCCAGUCUACGGCGGUCUGUUCUGAUAGCUAACACACUGCGACAGAUCAACUACGAGUCUUGCAGGGCACCGUCUGUAGACAGGGAAGCCUCACAUUCUCCUUGUAGCUCUUCAUCUGUGCUCCAGGCAAAAGAGCGGGAUAAUAUUUUCACCGGAGUUACUGCAUCAAAACAUCACUCUGCAGUAACAGUUGCUAAUAUCCAAUCGGCUCUUGGAGGCAGUUCACAGGUUUUGUCAACUUCUCCUGUUAGUAGGUCUCCAGCAAGCUGCCAUACCAGUGUUUCAGAUGUUGUUCUUGGUGUAGAAGAUGAAGACUGGGGAUUGAUGUCCACCGAUCCUGAUUUCUCGCUUUCAGCUGCCAUUUCCUCCAUUCUGACUGCACUGGAUUCUACCAUUGAUGGGAGCCCUCAGGCAGUUCCACGGACACCUCUUAGGUCCUUGGAGAACCUGGUGGAGCCCUCUGAGGGGGGUGUGGUAUACAUACAACAGGAAGUCAUGGGUUUCGGGGGCAGCUGGGAGCAGAAGGAUGCAUGCAGGACACGGGAGAGCAGCAUGGAAGUGAUGAGGUCCAGCUUCCUCAGUGAUCUUGCUGUGGAUGAACUCUUCCAGGAUAUAGACAUGUCCCUGCUGGAGAGGGACAUGGGAGUGCUCGGGCUUAGAGGCAGCGCAGGUGGAUACCCAGCUGGGGAUAACCUCCUUCGCUACCUGCCACCUGUAUUUCCCUCCUCUUCCUCCUCAUACCCCUUCUCCAUCUCUCUCAAUCAGAAUUUGAAGUGCCUCCCUUCUUUCUCCUCAUUCAGCCCGUUGUCAUCCUCAGUGUCUUCUUCACCUCCCCUCUCUUUGCCACCAUCCUCCCCCAUCUCUGGUCAGACUCAUGUGAGAGAAGGACUUGAGCUGGAGCACCUGAUGGAGAUCCUGGUGGAGUCCUGAAAACCUCCUCGUCAUCGCACUGUAAGAGGACCACUUCAGGAAGAAGUAACCUGAAGACAAAUCACUAAGUGGACAAAGAAAUUGAAUUGUUAAGGCAAAGGGCUGGACUGUCAAAAAAGUUGAAUAUUCACCAUGUUGUUUUUUUUUUUAUAUUGCUCAAAAAUGUUAUUAUUAUGGGUUUUAGUAAGUAGAAAGAAUGUUCUAAAAAUGUAGAACUGGUUGAUGUCUAAGACAGAAUGCUACAGAAUGCUUGUUAGUCCACGUGUGGGCUAACAAGAGGAAUAGCUGUGUUUCUGGCAAAAACUAAGUCAGACUGUGAACUGUGUAGGUAGUAAGCCAGAGAAGGCUCUUUUUACUAACCGAGUCAGUGCAUAAUGAGCUGCUGAAAAGCAUUUUGUUAACAGUUUUUAGUGUGACUCAGCUAAUUGGAACUAACAAAAAGAAGUACCUGAGCAGAGAUCAGGCCUUAUUUAGCAAUCGAGAAGUUGCCCAACACUUUGUGAAAUGUAUCACAGCUUGAAGUAACCCUGCACUCACGUUGAACAUCUCGAUUAUCUGGAGUAGGAAAAAGCAGAAGGUGAACUGAACAUUUGGCAACACAUGGGUCAAAUCUAUAAGACAAGUGUUAAAUUUGUGAAUUCUGGGAAAUUGUGACUAGGAAGGAGAGCAACUCAAACACUAAAUUUACAGGUUGGAUCUUCCAUGAAGAAAUUCUUUAAUACUGUAUUUUUCAGUGAGGAGGGGCACGAUGUCAGUUGCCGACAGAUCAGGUCAGGGUUUCAAGCAGUAGGAGCACCCAGGAAAAGUCGAGUCAAGAAUCUUUGUCAUUAUGCAUAGCACAGUGAAAUGUCUUCCAGCAGCUUUCACCUUAAGACACAUUAACAACAGUAUAUUAGCAGCAGAAUAAUAUAGUCACAUUCUAAAGUGCAGCUCAGUGCAAAUGUGCUUUU